CUCCACCAUCCACCCCCAGCUUUCUACACUCGACUUCUUGCGGCGAAACAGACGCACCCAACAAUACCAUUUGCAACCUCGAAUCCGCAAGAAGCACAGAGGAACAGCGCCACCAGCGAUGGCGAUGGCGGCACUUCGACGCAGGGGGAGUCAGGCCCUCCUCUCUGCCCCCUCCCAGGUUGCAGCCAUGGCUGCGCGCUACCCGGCCGCCCCCCAGCCGGAGAUUGCUCUGCUUGGUGCACGGUCCGUCUCCACACAAAUUGUAAGGACCCGCAUGAAGAGUGUCAAGAACAUCCAAAAGAUUACAAAAGCAAUGAAGAUGGUUGCAGCAUCAAAGCUUCGAGCUGUUCAAACAAGAACAGAGAAUUCUCGUGGUUUAUGGCAGCCAUUCACAGCUCUUCUCGGGGAUGCACCUAGUGUUGAUGUCAAGAAGAAUGUUAUUGUUGCCAUUACAUCUGACAAGGGUCUCUGUGGUGGUAUCAACUCUACAUCAGUUAAAGUCAGCAAAGCACUUCUGAAGAUGACUUCUGGUCCAGAGAAAGAAACCAAGUAUGUCAUAUUAGGAGAAAAGGGGAAAGUUCAACUCAUUCGUGACUCCAGGAAGCAUAUUGAAAUGACAGUAUCUGAGUUACAGAAGAACCCUAUUAACUAUACACAGGUCGCAGUAUUGGCAGAUGAUAUCUUGAAAAAUGUGGAAUAUGAUGCUAUAAGAGUUGUUUUUAACAAGUUUCAGUCGGUCAUAUCAUUUCAGCCCACAAUGGCCACAAUUCUGUCCCCAGAGAUUAUGGAGAAAGAAUCAGAAUCUGGUGGGAAGGUUGGUGACCUGGACUCAUAUGAAAUUGAAGGAGGUGAAACAAAAUCAGAAAUUCUGCAGAAUCUUACCGAAUUUCAGUUUUCCUGCGUUAUGUAUAAUGCUGUUCUAGAGAAUGGAUGUAGUGAGCUUGGUGCCCGGAUGUCUGCUAUGGACAGCUCGAGCAGAAAUGCUGGUGAAAUGCUUGAUCGUCUUACACUGACAUACAACAGGACACGUCAAGCAUCUAUCACUACAGAGCUCACUGAGAUCAUAUCGGGUGCCUCUGCCCUUGAGGGAUGAUGAUGAAACUUUUGCGCAUCAUCUUUUUCAUUUUCUUGUUCCAACGAAGGCCGCUUAUAAUCUUAGACACCCUUUCAUUUUCCCUAGUGAAUGGACCAUGGUGCUAAGUUACAAUAAUUAGCCUGAUCACUGGACAGUGCUGUGCAUACAUGCUUUCUUGCUACCAACCUUGUUUUGUAUUGUCCAAAGUUCCAGCAUAUGCUGAAGUAUGGGUGGUAAGAUUUGCCUGUCAUGCAUAAGUGAAGCCUGCACAUUGUACUGGUUAUUGUUUCACUACUUGAAUACCUGUGUUGCCAAGACC
Molecule: messenger RNA, 1394 nt
Organism: Lolium perenne
Lineage: Eukaryota; Viridiplantae; Streptophyta; Magnoliopsida; Poales; Poaceae
Product: ATP synthase subunit gamma, mitochondrial
Biological process (GO): proton motive force-driven ATP synthesis
Molecular function (GO): proton-transporting ATP synthase activity, rotational mechanism
Source: RefSeq, a predicted model, not a curated record